AUCGCCAAGCAAGCAAAUACCCCUCCCGCAAUUGAAGGGUUUCGAAGAUCGGAAUCUGUGGGGAGGCGGGAGCAAUUCGACGUUUUCUCGAGCUGGAAAGAUGUUCUGGCGAAUGGCGGGAUUGUCCACGGCUUCUGCCGUUGAAGCAAUUUUGGACAAAGAUCAUUUCACAUUAGAGGAACUUCUUGACGAGGAUGAAAUUAUUCAAGAAUGCAAAGCCCUCAAUGGACGACUCUUAAACUUCUUGAGAGAAAGAGUGCAAGUGGAACAACUGGUUAGGUACAUAAUAGAGGAGCCUCUCGAAGAUGGGGAACAGAAGCGAGCAUUCAAGUUUCCUUUUAUUGCCUGUGAAAUUUUCACAUGUGAGAUUGAUAUGAUACUGAAAACACUUGUUGAGGAUGAAGAGUUGAUGUUAUUGCUGUUUUCAUUUCUGGAAGCCAAAGAAACCCAUAACUCAUUGCUUGCCGGAUACUUCAGCAAGGUUGUCAUUUGUCUGCUAGUGCGAAAGACGAUCCCUUUCAUGCAAUUCAUAAAAGAUCAUCAAGAAAUACUGAACCAGCUUGUUGAUUUGAUUGGUAUAACAUCUAUAAUGGAGGUUUUAAAACGCCUGAUCGGUACUGAUGAACACCUAUAUUCAAACUACACAAGUGCAAUGCAAUGGGUGGAAGAUACGGAUGUUUUAGAGAUGAUUGUAGACAAGUUCGGCUCCUCGGAUUCUCCCGAGGUACAUGCCAAUGCAGCUGAAAUCCUUUGUACUGUAGCAAGAUACGCACCCCCUGGGCUUGCAACAAAACUUUCCAGCCCCAGUUGCACUGGAAGGUUGUUGAAACAUACUUUAGAAGAUUCACGGCCUAAGUCUGUUCUGGUUAAUUCAUUAUCUGUAUGCAUCUCUCUGCUGGAUCCUAAGAGGUUUACAUUGGGGACUUAUCAUAUGUAUGGUCGUCAACUAGCCCAUGAAAGCCUGGUAACUAAUCCCGAGACAGUGGAGGGAAUGCUUGGAAGCCUAGGUGAUUUACUCAUGCUUUUGAAUGUAUCAUCUGCUGAGGGUGUUCUGUUAACAACCUAUGGCAAGUUGCAACCACCUCUUGGAAAACACAGACUAAAGAUUGUAGAGUUUAUUUCAGUCUUACUUACAGUCGGUAGUGAAGCAGCGGAGAAGGAAGUAAUUCGACUUGGAGUGGUGAAAAGAGUGUUGGACUUGUUCUUCGAGUACCCCUACAACAAUUUUUUACAUCACCAUGUGGAGAAUGUAAUUCUCUCAUGUUUGGAGAGCAAAAACUCUCAACUUCUUGACCAUCUUCUCAGCGAGUGCAAUCUUAUUGGGAAUAUACUAGAGGCGGAAAAAAACUCCAUAUUAAGUGAUGCUGAUUCUGAUAAGCUUCAUCCUACAGUCCCCGCAGAGGGUAGAAAGCCACUAAGGAUUGGAAGCAUUGGUCAUUUGACUCGUAUCUCGAAUAAACUUCUCCAGCUAGCUAAUAGCAAUGAAGAAAUUCACUCACACUUGCAGGAAAAUAGCAAUUGGGUGGACUGGCAGACGGAUGUCCUGUUAAAGCGUAAUACGUUGGAAAAUGUUUACUCUUGGGCCUGCGGGAGGCCAACUUCACUCCUUGAUCGUAAUAGAGAUAGCGAUGAUGAUGAUUACCACGAUAGAGACUAUGAUGUGGCAGCCCUAGCAAAUAACUUAAGCCAGGCCUUUAAAUAUGGAAUUUACAGCAACGAUGACAUGGAUGAGGCCCAAGGCUCUAUGGAACGGGAUGAUGAGGAUGUCUACUUUGAUGAUGAAUCUGCAGAAGUCGUCAUAUCUUCCUUGCGCCUUGGAGAUGAUCAGGAGAGCGGUUCCCUCUUCACAAAUUCAAACUGGUUAGCUUUCGAUGAUGAAAAAGCUGCGAAGGAGCGCUCAGUGAGCUCAAUCGCUUCCCCUUCAGCCGGUGGUGAUAAGGAUGGUGAUGAUGAUGUCGUCAUAGGUGAAGCCGAUGAAUUCAGCGAGACUACAGCCUCUUCCGCGGCUGUUGAUAUGGAAACAGAAGACUCUGCAUCGAAGAAUCCUUCAGAAAACCCGAGUGAACUAGAAGCUGAAAAAUCACCUGCUUGGGUUGAAUGGAGAGAGACCUCCGAGUCCACUGCGCCUUCUUCAAAACCGGAUGAAGACACCAUAUUGCCCAGUGGUGUGGUUCAAACCGAGAAAGAGGAUACUGGUGAUGAUACGGAUAAGAAAAGUGCGGAGGAGAAUCCACCAACAAGUGCAUGUGGCGAUGAAACCACAGAGAGCUCAUCAGAUGCAGCAAGUUGUGAGGCUGAAAUAGCGGAGAAGUUGACAGAAUCAAGUUGUGAUGCAUCAAAACAAGCAGCUGAAUCGCAUGAGAAUGCUCAAAGUUCUGAACCUGCAAUCCCGCGGGAGACAGAGAAGAGCCAGGAAGCAGAAGUAGAUGAUGCCAAAGAAACUAAAGAAGCUGUAAAGGAGCCAGAGAAGGUAGUGUGAGCUUUACUUUAAACAGGGGUCACGUUUUAUAACUAGUAAAUCAAAUUCUUGCUUGGUUCUUCUUUGGUUUAUAUAGUUUUGUUUAAGGGAAUGUAUCUGUUACGGAUACGAGUUAUUACUAUUCUUUUUCUUUUUCCUUGUUCACGUUUUCAUUGUAUCAUUUCCAAAUUCAGUCCCAACAUUAUUGCCGACCAAAACUUACUGUUAGCUUAUCAUUUUUUCUAGUUGAAGUUUUCUCUUUUACCUCA
Brassica rapa (field mustard) is the source of this 2727-nucleotide messenger RNA. RefSeq names its product serine/threonine-protein phosphatase 6 regulatory subunit 3. Lineage: Eukaryota; Viridiplantae; Streptophyta; Magnoliopsida; Brassicales; Brassicaceae. Gene Ontology annotation, molecular function: protein phosphatase binding; protein phosphatase regulator activity. The record is from RefSeq and is a predicted model, not a curated record.